Molecule: messenger RNA, 3664 nt
Organism: Prorocentrum cordatum
Lineage: Eukaryota; Dinophyceae; Prorocentrales; Prorocentraceae
Source: the annotation of a GenBank genome assembly
GUCCCCCAGGCAGCCAGGGAGGUAUCCGAGGAGGAAUUAUCCACGCUGGAGGAGGUGAUGGCGGCGCCAAUCCAGACACGAGAGAACAUCGGCGCGGGUUUCUUCUUCAUCGUGAAGCGCGAGUUCAGCAAGUGUGGAUCGAGGAUGCUCGCAUGCUUUCGGGUCUACGCCUGGGAUGUCGAGGGCACGGCGCAUGAUACGCCGCAGCGUGCCCAGGCCAGACGAGCGUGGACGGAGUGGCGCAUGUUCCAGAAGACGGUCACCCUGGCAUUGCCCGGAGGAAAGGCAAAGGAACGACGCAACACGAACCGGGUAGCCAACAUGGCCGCAAGGUGGGCGGCAGGGGAGCGUAGAGCCCUCCGGAUGAAGUGGUGCUGCUUACUGGUCGCGCUCACCGACGGCCCCGGUAAGCCGUCCAGUUACUACUUCGACUUGUCCGGUGAGGGUGACAGCAAUUUCUCGUGGCCAUCGAUGUUGGAGCUCGUAACGGAGAAGCUCGAGCAGAUUAGGGUGUCGGAUUUCGUGGGCAGUUCUCUGUCAGACCUGGGCCCUAGCGCCUUGGUAGACACUGGAGCCGGACAGGCUCUCAUCGGCAAGCCAGACUUAGAACGGAUGAUCUCUGCUUUUCGAGAGCGGGGUUUUGAUAUUCCAGUCAAAUGGGAAGCUAUCGACAGGGCGGCGGCGGGUAUCGGCGGAAAGGUGCAGCCGAUCGGAAGAGCCUUUGUGCCAGUCAGCAUCUACCAGUGCGGUGUGAUAGAAUUUCUGGUGCUGCCCACGCCCUGUCCGCCUUUACUGCCGGCCAGGUGGCUAGAUUUUAUCAAGGCCCACGUGUGCAUGCCCGAAAACGUUCUGAGGAUCAGCGGCCAGGAUGUGGAGAUCCCACUGCAUCGGCAUCCGGCAGGGCAUCGCUCAGUCAAUCUUAUCCAGGUUCCCCCGGAGAAGUUCAAGAUCGACCAGGCGGUGAUAGAUCAGCUGCCAGGCUCCAUCUUCUGGGACAGCCAGGCCAGCUCAGAUCAGGACCGGAGAAGUCUGGCGAGCAGGCAGAUCAUCGGCAUGGUCAAGUUCUACAGCAAGGUGCAGAAGCCCUCGCGGAUUUCGCAUCUGCGUCGUCAGCUUCAGAGGGCAUCCGGAGCGGUGGGCGCCGAGGUUACGGAGGGCGACGAGGAGAUGCCCAUCAACACGGAGAUCGAGACGAGCCUCGAUUUCACCCUCGAGGAGAUGACCUCGACGGAGAAGGAGUGGCUCUACAUUGGCGAGAUGGACUUCCCCAUGCAGGUGAAGCGCUGGCGGCGCCUCGCGCUCCGAUUGAUCACCCUCGCCGCCCAGGUGCGUCUGAGCUUAGCAAUGGCAGAGCUGAUCCCGAUGGCCUUCAAGGAGGAGCACGAUCCGGUCGAGCUGUGUCAGCAUCCCGCGUGGGCGAGGCGCUCGGGGAGCAACUCCACGAGCGUGUGCACUCACUGCUCGCGCUGCGGUCUGAGGCUGUCUCUUCGGGACAAGACUCCAGGAGAAAAAGCCGAAGCUCAGGGGCGCAAGACCCUGAAGGAGAAGAAGAAGAUCAAGAGCAUCAUCGAGCAGGUCAAGAAGGAGAUGCCGUUCGAGCCGCCACCUUCUCACAUCAAUGCGAGAGCCAGCAGCUCAGCAGCGGGGGCGUCUGCGAAGGCCACGGCGGUCAAGACGGCGGCCGUCCCGAGCAAGCCGCCGCCCAAGCCUCCGCCGAAGGCCAAGGGCGGAGAUCGCACCGUGCUGAUCAAGAGGGCCCCCACGCACCCGGACGACCCCUGGCGGCCAGACCAGCCGAUCACUCGGAGCGAGUUCAACGCCGAGAUGAGCAACCUCAUGACGAGGGUCGAGACCGUCAUUCAGGCGGGAGUGACCCAGAUGGCGUCGGCAGCAUGGAUCAUCCCGGAGCACCCGAGGGGGGACGAGGAGCAGCCGGAGGUUCUGAAGGAAGUCCUCGAAGAAAAAGGCGUGACGUCGUUCAUGGAAGUUUUCUCGGUUCCCAGGGUUGCUACAGAACUCAGGGAGCGUGGAAUUCCCCCUGGCCCCUCCCUGGAUAUACUCACGGGGUGCGAUCUCCUGAUGAAGUCCGGAGAGGCAGUCUUGUGGGACGCGAUCGAGAGGCUGCAGCCCCAGUUUAUCAUGAUGUCAUCGAGUUGCAGAGCGUUUUCCCAGGCAAGGAGGGCGGUGUGGAACACGAUGGACCGAGAAGCCAGGAAUCAGGAGGAGGAGAGAGGAUUGAAGGCAUUUCAGCUGUGCGCCCGCAUCGCUGAGUACCAGGCCUCGAAGGGAAGAGCGUUCAUGGUCGAGCAUCCCGAUUCGGCACUGUCGUGGGAAACAGAGACGGCCAAGGCAAUGUUGCAGAUCCCGGGGACCAGCUUCGUGACGGCCCAUCAGUGCAUGUACGGUUUGCAACUGUCUCCAGAGGGUCCCUCCAAGAAGCCCACGAGGUUCGUCUCGAACAGCCCGGAAGCAUUAAGAUAUUGCCGAGAGGAGUGCCGAGGGAAGCAUAAGCACUUCUCUCUGGAGGGGGGCUCCAGGACCAGCGCCGCUGAGCGCUACCCCGACGGCCUCGUCAAGGCCAUCGCCAACGGAGUGGAGGACACACUGUGGCGCCUGCUCGGUUUAGGUUCUCAGCCUCUUGCUGGCGUCUUUUCAGGUUUUGGAGAUUCCGAGACAGAGCUCUCGGACUUCUGGCCAGAUCCCGAGCCCGCGACUGUUGAAGCCUGGCCGGGGGAGCUAGAAGGACCGAAGGUCUCCCCGCAGGAAGCUCUCGAGAUCAUGAAAUGGGCUCCGCAGGUGACAAAAAGUGACCCAGCCAAGGGCAACCUCGCCCUUCACGACAUCCUCUGCAAAGGUCCAUCAGGACAACGCCCCGACUUCUACAAGCAGGUUGUGGGCGAGAAGGGGGACAGGCCAAGGUGCGCGACUCUCGCCGCGGUGUGCAAUCUGCUUGCAGAUGGCCGAGCCCCGAGGCAGCUACGGCCAUUUUUGGGUGGAGCCCGGGGCAAGGCCCUCAGGAAGACUGCGAAGGACGGCACAGAAGAUACCCGACCGGUAUGCUCAGGCGAGGCCAUUCGGAGAGUGGUCGGCCAGGCCUUGCUGGCAACAGAGUUGUGCGCUCUGCGAGGCCGCCUGGAACCUUUGCAGCUGGCGGUCGGCGUGCGCGCUGGCGUUGAAGCCAUGCCGCAUUUGGCCCGGCAGUGGAAGCAGGACUUCGCGCGCGACUUGGCCCGGGCGUUUGUCAAUAGCGACCGGGCGAAUGCGCGCAACGAGGAGAGCCAGCCUGCCGACGGGGUUCGCUCGAGCGCGCGCUCGGCGCAGGGAGCGGGGACUCGGUGCGAGCUCACCCUAUCUAGGACACUUGGCGUGAAUCUUUCCGCGGGCGAGUUCGCUGACAACGUCGCGACCUUGCUCGGCGUCGAUGUGCUGGGCGAGGGCAGCGCGCGCCCGCAUUGCGCGGCCCCGCUGGGCGCGAAGGGCGCGCAUUACUUGUCGCGCAUGAACGGUUGGGGCGCCGCGCUUGUGCAUAAUGCGAUCAGGGGCGUCUUCUACGACAAUUCUACUCGCGGCGGGCUGCGCCCGGAGCUGGAGGCGGCAGGGCACUGGGCGAUCCUGGGGCGCAGGGUGCGCGGCAGACAGCUGGCGAGCACCGCCCGGCAGAUGC